AUGGCUGGGAAUCAAAGCCCAGCUACUCGUCUUCCCAAGAUGAAAGAGCACGCUCUCAUCGGCGAUGCUGCGAAGAUUCCCGUCAUCAAUUCAACUCCCAUUAUCUCAAUGAGCCCGAUUAUUCUACCUGCACCAGACCGUAUCAUCGAUAUACACAUCAAGGUUUCUGCGCCUACAACGGGAGUAAAUUUACCAAUCAUUCUCCUUUCUCAUGGUCAAGGUCAUUCGAAUUAUCUGUCCUCGCUCGACGGAUACGGUCCCAUCGCCAAUUUCUGGGCAUCCCAUGGCUUCAUCGUGAUUCAGCCUACUCAUCUCAGCUCCAAGUCUCUAAGUCUUAGUGACGAUGUAGUCCAUGGAGAUGGUCCGAUGUUCUGGCGCUCUCGUGCUCAGGAUAUGAAGCAUAUCCUUGACCAUCUCGACGAAAUCGAGACCGCUUUCCCCCAGAUUCAAGGACGCCUGAGACCGCAGCCGCGUCGCUAUUGCUGCCUGCUGAUGGGCGCUCGUUCCCGUGAUUCCACCGAAGAUCCUCUCGUCGAUUUCUUUGAGCCGCGCAUCAAGGCGGGUGUCUUGCUGGCUGCCCCGGGUGAUGGAGGCGACGGCGUUAGCCAACGCGUUAAAGACAACUGGACAUUUCUCGCGGAGCAUACCCACGCGGAGAUGAAAACGCCUGCCCUCAUUGUCAUUGGAGAAAAUGACGGUUCGCCCUUUCUGACCACGCGGGGUGCAGCAUACCAUGCAGAUGCGUACCAUAGAAGCAAGGGCCCAAAGUCUCUGCUUACAAUUGCCGGGGAUAUCACGGUGUAG
Penicillium cosmopolitanum is the source of this 804-nucleotide messenger RNA. RefSeq names its product alpha/beta hydrolase family protein. The coding region runs from base 1 to 804 and encodes 267 amino acids. The record is from RefSeq and is a predicted model, not a curated record. The transcript has 2 exons. Lineage: Eukaryota; Fungi; Ascomycota; Eurotiomycetes; Eurotiales; Aspergillaceae.